AUGCAUGCAGUCCCGGACGGCAACCGACCCCCUAGUCCAUCGGCUUCGUUUGUGCUCCCCCCCGCCAACCCCCGGUCGGACAUCUUCUCGGCCGGGAUCAUUCUCGUCGAACUGCUGAUGGCUGGAGUGGCCGGCGAUGGGCCCACGUGGAACACUGCCAUGGAGCGCAUCUCCAUUCUGGGAGCCCUUCGUGACGGCCGAGAGUCCUCUUUACCCGCCACGCUGCUUCGUGAUCGAGGCGUUGGUGCUUGGUGUCGCCAACUCGUCUUCCGCAUGGUGAAUUGGAGUGUUGAUGGGCGUCCGACCGCCCAGGAGGUUUUGGACGAGAUUGAAGCUGCGCAAUGGGCAUCUUCUCGUCACAACCCAUACCUCGGAACGCAGCACUCGCGAUCUCCACAGCUUCCCCGCGCGGCAUAG
This is a messenger RNA of Symbiodinium natans, 417 nucleotides long. NCBI's taxonomy places the organism in Eukaryota, Dinophyceae, Suessiales, Symbiodiniaceae. The record is from the annotation of a GenBank genome assembly.